UGGAAGGACCAGUUGAAUUUCAAGAGCAGACGACAAUGGAGACAUCAACAAAUAAUGGAUUUGAGGGAGAAAUGGAUGUAUCACCCAGAGAUGAACCAUCGGGAUUCCGCAUGGAGAAUUCCAGGGAAACCAUUCGAGGAAUUGGCUCCACAAGCAAACAAGAUACCAGAAAAAAUACCAGUAGAAUUUCAGCAGUUGAUGUUAGAAAUGAAGUAAACAACUUGUUACAUCUAGCAACAGCCCCAAAUACUCAGGAAACAUACAACCAGGGACUAAUAUGCUUUGAGGAAUUCCAGGAUUCCCUAAACCUUAGCAAAAUAUGGCCCCCUACGUUAGAGCAAAUAGUUCUAUUUAUAGGUUAUAUGUCAGCAAAACAUCUCUCAGUGGCAACAGCUAGAACUUACAUUUCAGCUAUUUCUUACAAACUAAAAAUUCAAAACAAUAGGGAUGAAACUCAAAGCUUUCUGGUUAAGAAACUCUUAGAAGGAUUCAGAAGAAAGGUCAAGAAAAAUGAUGCCAGACUGCCAAUUACAUCAAAUAUAUUAAAUCAAAUACUACAAAGUUUGCACUUGGUUUGUACAAACUACUAUGAAUGCAAACUGUUUCAAGCCGCCUACACUUUAGCAUUUUUUGGUUUCUUUAGAGUUGGAGAAAUGACAGUAAAAAACCAAAAAGAUCUGGGACAUGCAAUUGAAUAUGAAGACAUAACAAUGUUUACAGAAGAAAAUAAAAUCCAAAUAAAAUUAAAGCAUUCCAAAGUGGAUCAAAUAGGGGAAGGAGAAACAAUUACUAUUCAGAAUAGCCAAUUUGGGUCUCAAAUACAACCAAUUAAGAUUAUUCAAGAAUAUCUAGCAAUACGACCUUCAGUGCAGGGGAAGUUGUUCUGUCAUUUUAGUGGACAACCACUAACUAGAUACCAAUUUACGGCAGUUUUAAAUAAAGUUUUGUCGAUAAUAGGGUUAGAAGGUAAAAAAUACAAGUCUCAUUCAUUUAGAAUUGGGGCAGCAACCAGUGCAGCAAUGUUUGGUAUGUCAGAGGAAGAAAUCUGUAAAGCAGGAAGAUGGAAAUCUAAAGCAUACAAAAUUUAUGUUAGGAUGUAAUCAUAAUAUAAAUGUAGGUGUAACCCUUAAGACUGUCAUAUGUUUAAGUAUAUAUGAAAAUGGUUUCAAGUCAUAUAAUUAUAUAAUCUUGUCAUGUCUCUAUAUAUACACUUUCAGAACAACAGGUAUGGGUAGUGGGCUCAUCAAUAGUCAAAAGAGCAUUUUUAGCAGCUAGAAUCAGACCAGAUGGAGUUAACUUGGGACUAAUGGAUAGAUUAAAUGUGUCUAUUUGGUGGCAAGGAAAAGGGGGUAUGG
Ostrea edulis (European flat oyster) is the source of this 1355-nucleotide messenger RNA. RefSeq lists its product as uncharacterized. NCBI's taxonomy places the organism in Eukaryota, Metazoa, Mollusca, Bivalvia, Ostreida, Ostreidae. The coding region runs from base 36 to 1100 and encodes 354 amino acids. Gene Ontology annotation, molecular function: DNA binding. Gene Ontology annotation, biological process: DNA recombination; DNA integration. The transcript has 2 exons. The record is from RefSeq and is a predicted model, not a curated record.